Molecule: messenger RNA, 195 nt
Organism: Cervus elaphus (red deer)
Lineage: Eukaryota; Metazoa; Chordata; Mammalia; Artiodactyla; Cervidae
Product: translation machinery-associated protein 7-like
Exons: 1
Coding region: 1-195 (64 amino acids)
Source: RefSeq, a predicted model, not a curated record
AUGUUGGGCCAUGAAGGUGGCAAGAAGAAGCCCCUGAAGCAGCCCAAGAAGCAAACCAAGGAGAUGGAUGAGGAAGAUAAGGCAUUCAAGCAGAAGCAGAAGGAGGUGCAGAAGAAACUCAAGGAGCUAAAAGCAAAGGCCAAGGGGAAAGGCCCCCUGACCACCAGUGGAAUUAAGAAAUCUGGCAAAAAGUAA